Messenger RNA from Poeciliopsis prolifica (blackstripe livebearer), 2888 nucleotides. RefSeq names its product adenosine deaminase 2-A-like. Gene Ontology annotation, biological process: inosine biosynthetic process; adenosine catabolic process. Gene Ontology annotation, molecular function: adenosine deaminase activity. The transcript is spliced from 10 exons. The record is from RefSeq and is a predicted model, not a curated record. Lineage: Eukaryota; Metazoa; Chordata; Actinopteri; Cyprinodontiformes; Poeciliidae. Bases 217 to 1728 code for a protein of 503 amino acids.
GCCUGCAAGUCAGCGCUCAGGGCGAAGGUUCUGCCCGCUGUGGGUUUAGCAGCGAGUUUAUUUGUGACAGCUCGUCAGAAAGCGGUGAAAACCGCUUCGUCCGUGUCCGUGGGUCAGUCCUCCUUACUGCCGAAGUGACCCACAGCUGGAGCGAAACGACCUGCGGAGCUUCGUUCCUCCACCUGCUGCCCGAAAGGAGCAACCAGUUGUCAGGGGAUGGCAGGCCGGCUGCAGCGCCCCCUGGUGGCGGUGGCCUGCCUGUUUCUGUGCUGCCUGGUUGGGGUGCGGUGCGGCCCGGACCCCAGGCUGCGGAAGGAGCUGAUGGAGCUGGAGGAGUCCAUGCAGACGGGCGGCGGGAUGGUGCUGACGGAGGCCGAGCAGCGGCUGGACGCUCUGCUGGCCAAACUGAAGCAGGACGAGAUGUCCAGGAAAGACUUUCCUCCCUCCAUGCACUUCUUCACGGCCCGGCGCCUCAUCCAGGCGAGUCCCCUCUUCAGGCUGCUGCAGAAGAUGCCAAAAGGCGGCGUCCUUCACGUCCAUGACUUCGCCAUGGUGGACGUGGAGUGGCUGGUGAAGAACGCCACGUAUCGCCCGCACUGCUACAUGUGCUUCACCGACAGCGCGUCCGUCCGCUUCGUCUUCGCGUCACAGGGGCCCAAACCUCUGGAGCGCUGCUCCGCCUGGGUCCUGCUGGAGAGCCUCCGCUCCGAGGCGGGCAACGCAACCGACCUGGACAACAGCAUCAGAGGUAACCUGACGCUGUUUAUGGACCGGGAUCCAGAGAAAGAGUUCCCCAGCCAGGAUGUGGUCUGGAACCGCUUUGAGGCGGCCUUUGGGGCCUUGUGGGGGCUGGUGACCUUUGCCCCCGUCUUCAGGGAUUACUACAUCGAGGCUCUGAACCAAUUCUACGCAGACAAUGUCAUGUACCUGGAGCUGCGUGCGCUCCUGCCUCAGCUGUACGAGCUGGACGGCAGCAGCCACGACCGGGCCUGGACCCUGCAGGCCUACCAGGACCUCACCAAGCAGUUCGUCUCCACUCACCCAGACUUCUACGGAGCCAGAAUCAUCUUCACCAACCACAGGCACGCUAAACUGUCGGUGGUAGCUGCAGCUGUGAAGGAGGCGAUGCACCUGAAGAAGGACUUUCCCGACUUCCUGGCCGGUUUUGACCUGGUGGGCCGGGAGGACCAAGGCCGGACGCUGUGGUACUUCAGGGAUGCCUUGACGCUGCCUGCAGAGAAAGGCGUCGCGCUGCCGUACUUCUUCCACGCCGGAGAGACGGACGUUGAGGGAACUGAAGUGGACCAGAACCUGCUGGACGCUCUGCUGCUCAACACGUCGCGUAUCGGCCACGGGUUUGCACUGCAGCGCCACCCAGUGGCCAAAGAUCUGUCCAGGAAGAGGGGCGUAGCUGUGGAGGUGUGCCCCAUCUCCAACCAGGUGCUGAAGCUGGUUAAGGAUCUGCGGAAUCACCCCGCCGCCGCUCUGAUGAUGGAGAAUCACCCGCUGGUCAUCAGCUCCGACGACCCGGCCAUGUUCGGCUCCUGCGCGCUCUCCUUCGACUUCUACGAGGCGUUUGUGGGUUUCGGCGGUUUGAAGUCCCACAUCGGCUCCCUGAAGCAGCUGGCCGUGAACUCCAUCAGGUUCAGCUCUUUGACUGCGAAGCAGCAGGAAGAGGCGCUGGUUCUGUGGCAGAGAAGAUGGAGCGAGUUCGUGGCUGAAAACUGAAGAGCGAGAACGUUUUUCUGUCACAUUGAACUUUUUCCAGUUGUGCCACUGAAACCGAUGAUCCUCGACACAUUCAUCCUUUUUAUCGUUACAGAAAUAAACCCAAAUAGCUGCUGCUUCGUUUAAAUCAGGGGAAACAUUGAUUAUUUUCAAUAGAAAAUGUGAAACUAUUGAUUAUCUGAUUCCUGGAUUGGCACAAGUGCUGCAGCUAAUGAUUAUUUAGGGGACAAACAAUUAUUCUGAUCAAUUAGGUCUGAGAAUCUCUUGUCAAAAACAAAUUUUCCAGUUAAUAGAAAUAAAUGCUAAUGUUAUUUUGAAACCAUUUUCAACUAUCAGAGUAAUAAUGGCAUGUUAAUGCAAGUGCAGCCUCUCAAAUGUAAGAAAAACUAACAUUUCUUAACAUUUAACACAGAAACUUUUAAAUAUCAAAAUAAACAAAUGAAAAAGAAAUAAAAUGGAUUAUGGGUCAAAAUUGGAUUUCAAAAACUAAUCAUUUUGUGUCAUGUCUGUGUGUUUCGCCUUUAAAAAUAGUUUUUAAACCUCAGAAAUUUCUUAUAGUGGUAAAGUUUAAAAACUAAAUACAAAUUGUAAUGAAAUUAGCAGUUUCAGGAAACACUUUUGUUAAAAGAAAAAAGCAAAGCAUAGAUUUUGUACGGGGUGAAUCUUUAAUGAUUGAUUUCUCAUGCUGUGAGUGUUGUAGGGUAUAAUGCGCAUUUAAUGUUAUUAAUAUGAAAUCCAAAAUUUUGAGAGUUUAUUUACAGAUUGUGCCUCGAUUAGUUUUGUCUGUUUACUGAUCGUGUCUCGAUUGGUCUGGUCUGACUCGGGGUAGUGGAACGCGUUACUUCUGUUCCUCCAUUACAACACUGGAAGUGAAAGAAGUAACGUCGUGUCCGUGUCUGUUUCCCGUGUCUGUCUUCACCAUUCCCUUAUACAGGGUCAACAUGAGCUGAUUGGUUGCAGCCGCUGCUGAUUUCUCCUUUAACCUCUUCAGUAUUCGGGUUUUUCCGCUUCGGUCAUGAAUGAUUAUUGUUGGAGUAUCAGACGUUAUUCUGGCUUUUCCAAAGAUUCAUGAAUAAUCAGAGGAACUCUGGAAAGCUGAAUCACUAGAACAUUUUUUCUCCAUCUGAUGUUUGAAGAACAAAUUAAAAACUAUAAAUAUC